UAGUGCACAUUUAGAGUGCAUGAAGAUAGGCAUGCAGUCUGGAUUUGCUCAUCAGACAAAGGAAUUACAGGACAUUCCUGUUAGAGAGCGGGUUAUCUGCCUGUCGGAUUCUUUGUAAGGAAUACAGCUCAGUGUUUUUUAGAGUCUGUACGGGGAAACCUCCACACUCUUUGUAUAUGGCAAAGUUUCUUGCAGAGCUUCUGGGCUGCACAUUUCCAGGGAAGGGCCCCUCUCCUAUGUUUGAGUCCAGAAGUCAACCUCACAUAGGCUUGAAGCAAACCUCCAAACACCGGCCCACAAUCUUUGGCACAUUGACUCAGGAGAAACUGUCAUCGGACCAUAAAAGGGAAAGUAUGCCACAAACGCCAGCCUUUGCGGCUAUGUUAAACACCAACGGUUAUAACCGAAACGUGUACCAAACCAAGGAGGACAGCUAUGCGGGCCUGUAUUACCAUGACAACAGCCUUGUGUCAGGGUCCUUGGAGGCUCUUAUUCAGCAUCUAGUCCCCAGUGUUGAUUACUAUCCUGACAGAACAUAUAUAUUUACCUUCUUGCUCAGCUCUCGGCUUUUCAUUCACCCCUCUGAGCUAAUGGCCAAGGUCUGCCAGUUGUGUGUUGAGCAGCAGAGAUUAAAUGAACCAGGGACAGACAAGGGCAGAUUAAGAAAAAUUGCCCCCAAAAUCCUGCAGCUGCUGACCGAAUGGACGGAAACAUUUCCCUAUGACUUCAGAGACGAGAAGAUGAUGCGGAGCCUGAAGGAACUGAUGCACAAGAUAGCCAGCGGUGAUGAGAUUCACCGUAAGACUGUUCAGCAGUUGACACAGAGUCUGAUAAGGAAGCUGACCACGCUUAGCCAAUACGAAGAGGUCUUGGUAAAAAUAAAUACCACUGUCACAGACAGGCUUACUGUUCUAAAGACAAAGCCCCAGUCCAUACAGAGGGACAUUGUGACGAUAUGCAAUGACCCGUACACCUUAGCACAGCAGCUCACCCACAUAGAACUGGAGAGACUCAGUUAUAUUGGACCUGAAGAAUUUGUCCAGGCAUUUGUGCACAAAGACCCCCUGGACAAUGGCAAGAGUUGCUUUAGCGAUCACAAGAAGACAAGUAACCUGGAAGCAUACGUGGCGUGGUUUAACAGACUCAGCUACCUGGUGGCGACAGAAAUCUGUAUGCCCGUAAAGAAGAAACACAGGGCGCGAGUCAUUGAGUAUUUCAUCGAUGUUGCACGGGAGUGCUUCAAUAUCGGCAACUUCAACUCUUUGAUGGCCAUUAUAUCUGGCAUGAACAUGAGCCCUGUCUCCCGGCUCAAGAAAACCUGGGCCAAAGUAAAAACAGCCAAGUUUGAUAUCCUAGAGCAUCAGAUGGAUCCUUCAAGUAAUUUCUACAACUACAGAACAGCACUGCGAGGUGCGACCCAGAGGUCUUUGACGGCUCACAGCAGCAGAGAGAAGAUUGUGAUACCUUUCUUCAGUUUAUUAAUCAAAGACAUUUACUUCUUAAAUGAGAGAUGUGCCAAUCAACUCCCCACUGGGCAUGUCAACUUUGAAAAAUUCUGGGAGCUGGCAAAGCAGGUCAGUGAGUUUAUGACAUGGAAAGAGGUUGAGUGUCCCUUCGAGAAGGAUCGUAAAAUCCUCCAGUAUCUUCUGACAGCACCAGUCUUCAGUGAAGAUGCACUUUACUUGGCCUCUUAUGAGAGCGAGGGCCCUGAGAACCACAUCGAGAAGGACAGAUGGAAGUCUCUAAGGUCUUCUCUACUAAGUAGAGUAUAAGAUGGUGAAAACAGACAAGACAACCUGGACCAUUGCAUGACAAGUUUUGCAGCUGUUGAGUGAUGGGGUCCAAGUAACGCUAUAACACAUCAUGUCAAGAUCGAGGAACUCUCAAACAAGUAGAAUGACAAUCUCUACUCUGCUGACAAGGAUUUUGGUUUUCACCGAUAGCAACAAUGGUGUAAUUCUAAAAACAAAUGACAGUUUGAGGGCUUGCGGUCCUGUCUGAAUUGUUGGUCACAGCAUUCCAGGACACUUUUUUUUUGGGUUGUUUUUGUUUUUCCUUUUUGCAGCCUUGUUUUUUUAUGUAAUUGUCUUCGAGAUGAAGAAGUGGGCAUUGUUGCCUGUAGUUUACAGACUGCAAGACAGCUGUAUCGACUGAGGAAUCUUCAGGAAUAACCCACUGAGCUGGCAAUGGGGUCAAGCCAUUCAGUAUUAAGGGGCAGGACUCAGUGGCUGCUAAUUUGUGUGCUGGAUUGUCAUUUUUUUUUUUUUUUUUUAAUUAAUUAUCUAAGAGUUGGCUGCUGGUUGGCUUACUGAGUAUUGAGUAUUUGUAAUAUGUUGCUUUGAAACAAACAGUGGUUGUACUGUUACAAAGAAGCAUUAUGUGGGAUUUACUGGAAUGUAAUUUGUUUGUUUAAUUUUAAACUAAUAAAGGUUAUCUAUGUAAUGUUUAGAUUUGGUUUUUAUAUGUUUUUGUACUUGUAAAUACUAUUUGGAAUAUUGUUUAUCAUACUUUAACCACAAUUUUGGAUAAAACAUUUUACAAAAUGUAUGGACAAUGCACAGAGUGCAUUAAAAGAAAAGACUGCAAUGUUGUUUUUGUGGCUGUAUAAAGUAUACCUUUGUAAUACUUCAUGCACUAAACACAGAUGCUUUGUAUCUCCAGUAACACUAAAGCAUAAAACACAAAGAUAAACAGACUGCAAAUGUGAAGAUACUAUAACCACACACGUUCCUAAUUGUCAGUGCUAUUAUGGCAGUGCAAUACACCACCUUAUUGUACAAAUAUUGACUUGAAGUAGCUCCAAGUACUUACAUAAGAUUAACCACUCUUUGUAUGUGUAUAAGUGGAAACCUGCCUGAAUAACAAAGCUCUCAGCUGUGUUAUAAAAACAAAAUGAGGAAAUAAAUUAUCCUUGUGGUUAGAGCUGGGGACUGAAAGGAAAUAAAUCCCAGUUUUUAAACCCAGCUCAGCCUGCUGACCGUACAUUGAGUAACCGAAAGGACUCCACUGUAUGAAUGAGACGUGGCAUCUUUGGUCACAUCAUUUUUACACCAGCAGGCUUUAACUUCUGCUUCCAGGUUCAGAAGACGGCCUUGUAAGAUUCUGAUGGAUGGUUUUUUUCUUAAUAAUGCUAUUUAAGUAUAAUACCCCAGCGGUCCUGUGUGCUAUUCUAUGUUUGGAUAUUACUUACCAGGGUGUGUUUUUUGUAUUAAACAUUUGAGUUUGUACUAGGUACAACAUGUUUAAGUAAUCUAUUGCCCAAUGAAAGGUUUUAACAACAGUUUGUAAUUGACAUCUAUUUUCAAGAUACUUGAAUUGAAGUAAUAUUUCUUGACUGAUGUGUGACUCUUGUAAUUCCUUUUCUUAAAAAAAGAUGAAAUGAUAAUAUUGUGGUUUACUGUGUAAAUAAUGUAUACUUCUUUCUGUGCACAAUGUUAUGUAUUUUACCUGUUCAGACGGCUUGGAAGAAGCGUUUAUAAUUUAUGUAGCUGCAAAAGACUUUGUCAAUAAAAAGUGAAGAAUGUUGUUGAA
This is a messenger RNA of Polyodon spathula (Mississippi paddlefish), 3531 nucleotides long. Its product is annotated as ras-GEF domain-containing family member 1B. Gene Ontology annotation, molecular function: guanyl-nucleotide exchange factor activity. Gene Ontology annotation, cellular component: plasma membrane. The transcript is spliced from 16 exons. NCBI's taxonomy places the organism in Eukaryota, Metazoa, Chordata, Actinopteri, Acipenseriformes, Polyodontidae. The coding region runs from base 177 to 1772 and encodes 531 amino acids. The record is from RefSeq and is a predicted model, not a curated record. Gene Ontology annotation, biological process: positive regulation of GTPase activity; Ras protein signal transduction.